UAUAAACUGCUGAGAGCAGCUAUGACACCUGCUCUCCAAGAGAAAGUAAUGAAAGGUCCUGGUAUCUGUUUAUCCUCUUCAAAAGCUAUGGAGUCCAAUGAAACGCUGGGCAUGGGAAAUACCAAAUCCAUCAAAGAGAAGAUAAAGGAGGAUUCUGUUGCACAGAUUACUUACUCAGUGCUGGGGUUUCCUACGCCACACUCCAACGUCCACGGCGAUUUCUUUAAUUUAAAGUGCUUUGGUUCCCAGUCUUCUAAACAAUAUCCCAUAUACAAUAAACAUCGUAUGCAGAGGAACUUGGAAGAACAAAAUCGUUACAAGAUGAGAAAUCCUUUAUGUAACAGCACAAAUACAUGCUUCCAUCAGCUUAUUAAUUCAGAAUCCAGGGAGCCGAUCCAAGGGGAAACUUUAGUAGAGGCAACGGCACAGAACUCUUCAGAAAUGGGGGAUCCAUUGGAGCCAUGUAUAACCGGAUCCAGUCAUGCAGAAGAAAGGCGGCUCCAUAACUGUAAAUGGUACGGGAAGAAUGGCUUUUUAAAUAAAGCUUUAUUUGUAAAUACUGAGAUGAAAGAAGGAAAUGUAUUCCAUCAGUUUCAUCCCGAAACCCUGGAAACAAAAAUGGACUGCAGUCCCAGUAGUAAAGAACAGGAGUUGAAUUUUCGCUUACUUCAGUGUGUAAACAAGCAGCAGGUUUUGCUUAGCCGUGCCAAAAGAACUCAGAAACAUUUGCAGAUACUCUUGGCAAAACAUGUUGUCAAGCAUUGUGACCAGCAGAUGAAAUGCUUUGUUAGACAUCAGCUACGGAGAAUAAAAGCUUUUCAUAAUUCAAACAGAACAUCGGACGGCAGUUUUCAUAGGCAUGCUGAAAUCAAAACACAAAACAAUAUUCUGAAGACAAAUGUGAAUAAACACCUACGGCAUGAUUUCACUGUUACCCCUAGUGAAAUUAAGGUAUUUGCAUGCUCCGCCACUGGACUACUGUCUCAAGUGGAAGAGGAUUUGGACUCUGAGGCCACUUGUAGCAGCUCCAGUGAAGAGGACGAUGAGCAGAUUUCCAGAAAAGCUGUAGCAGUUAAUUAUAGAUCUGACUGGCAGUGGCUGGUGGACAGAGCUAAAAUUGGCUGCCGUUGGACAUGGCUUCAAGCUCAGAUUUCGGAGAUAGAGUACAAAAUUCAACAACUCACUGACCUUCAUAGACAGAUCCGUGCCACUAAGGGGAUGGUGAUCUUAGAAGAAUUUCCAACUCCAAAGGACAUCCUGAAGAAGCAAACACAAUUGACAGAUGAAGAAGCUUUAUUACACACCACAGGGAAUUCUCAAGCCCCUCUUGAAAGGCAGGAUGCUUGGCUAGAAAAUGAUUUUGAAAUGUCACCAAGCAGUCCAACUCUGCUUCUCCAAAACAUAGAGAAACAGAGUGCUCAGCUGAGUGAAAUAAUCAGCAGUCUAAUGGCUCCAUUCAGUCUUUCUCCUACGUCCUCUCCUCUCUCUUCAAAGUCCUGUAAACAGAAAGAUUUGGUCAAUGGCAUCUCUCUAAGAGGAACAGAGAGUAAUGAGGAAAUCUCAUCUUCUGGAAGUUGGCUGGUUGACCAGCAACACCUGAAGAGAAGAAGGAAAGAGAAGACAAGGCUUAAAACAUCGUCUGUUUUUGUGAUGAGCACGUCUGCUCGCACCAGACCCGUUCGGAGUUUCCAGAGGAGAAAAUUGUAUAAACUGAGGACAGUGUGCAAUUCAAACCAGCAGGCUAUGCCAUUGAGAGAUGCUUUGCUUCAUUCUAACGCAGACCAGGUGGUCCCAGCCUGCACUUGGAACAGUUACGAACGCCUCAGCAAGCAGUUUAUGUUAGAACUUGACUCUUCAUUCCAUCCUAUCUUAUCAUUCCCAUCAGAUAUUCCUCUUCAUGUACAUUUGAAAGCCCUGCUUCAGAAGCGUGAUAUCAAAAGUGACCCUUUUGAAACUUCUGCCCUUAGCUUGGAGUGUGAAAUGUCUCCAUCUAAUGAAUGUAGUCAGUACAAAGCCUCUCUUCGGCAGUGGAGCUGUGGAUAUCAGCCCAGUUCCAACCAUCAGGCUUCAUUGGAAAUACCUGCGCUAAUACCAGAAGGCAGAAAGAAAAGACAUUUAAGCGAAACAGCGAUUGGAGAAAGCCACAAUAGAUUUGAAACGUUUUCCUUCCAGCAACAACAGGAAUCCCACAACCAUUUUCCAGGAGCUGCCAUUGGCGACAUGUGUCGGUCUAGUGACAGUGUAUCAUCACAGCUCAAUUCAAGACGGAGACUAAGAAGUGAGAGUUCCUAUGACAUAGAUAACAUAGUUAUCCCGAUGUCGCUGGUUGCACCAUCUAAAUUGGAGAAGCUGCAGUAUAAAGAGAUUCUCACUCCAAGCUGGAGGACUGUGAGCUUUGCACCUUUGGGAAGUCUCCGUGAAGAUGAAAAGGUGGAAGAUGUGUCUGAUGACGUCUAUUCUUCACGGCAUGCAAAAUAUGAAGAGAAAGAGAGAGCACGGUGGUCGCUCUGGGAGCAGUGCCAGUGGCCCAAAAGGAACAGAACAUACAGCAGAAGUUCAGAGGGAUACGAUACAGCGCUGAAACAUGAUCUCUCUGAUUUCACACACUGUUUUGGUGAAAAUACUGUCGACGCUUCAGAAAUGGACAGUUCUCUCUGCUCGACUGUAUCACGGUCAUUAGAAAGAAACCAAGAACCUCUUUUGUGGGAACAUCGGACUUUUCCACUCAAGGAGAAAGAAGCAGAAGCUUUAAUAAGCCAAGAGCGAAUUUCAGUUCAUCAAGGAAGUUAUGCCGUGACCACCCGCAGUGACUCGAACUGUCCUUUACACUCUGCCUUCUGCUUGCCGAACCACCACGAACUGCACAAGAAAAGGUCUGCUGAUGAGGUGGCAGACUGCAACCACAUUUCCUUGGGAAUUAGCAGCACAAGAAAACCCAGGUGACCCAAAAGAAUGGGGCUGAUUGAGAAAGCCAGUCUGGACAAAGGAUGCGCAAGGCAGAACAAGACCACAAGGGCAGUUUCUUUUUUUUCCUGAACCACAAGGAAAAUACUUCCAGUCUGGAAAUCUAACACUUCUGUGUCAAAAAUGGAUGAUCCUAAACUGCAACCACCGCUUAUAGCAGCAUCUUAAAAUCGUCACUUUUUUUCAGAUGUUCAAGCAUAUGUAGUGUAGCAAAGAAUGCUUUCCUAUUUAGUGAAGCAACAAUUUCAACUGACCUCAGAAAAGCUGCGCAGCAUUGCGCUGGGGUUGCUGGUAAGCUUGUGUAGCCUCCAAACACUGCCCCCUUUAAGUAAAGCUUUUUACCUUGUGAGGAAUCAACCUUUGCACAUCUGAGAUGCACCAUAAAGUUACUGAAUUCUCUCACUAGGGAAAGCCUAAACAUUUUACACAGAGCAGCAGAAAAUCAACAUAAAUAAUUUUUCCCCUUUAUUUCACAACGGAAAGGAUUGAGACAUCCAAAUCCUAUGCUGGUGGAGCUGCUAUUCUGAAAUAUAUAUUAAAUUUAAAAUUUAUUUUUAUCACUCAAUUACAGGUUAUUGAGGAAGCCACCACUUGCUUAAACCUUUCCCCAAGCCUUAUACACAUGUAAAACUGUGUACUUGGUUAUAGCUGAGCAGCACGAGUGUCUGUUCCAUACCCGGCAGUACAUAAUAUAGAGAAGUAGAAAUUUAAUUAACAAGUCAACAUUACAAACAAGACGAUUUUAGAUACAUUAAAGAAAAAAUAUUUGCAUACUCCAAAUUCCAAAUAACAGUGUUUGGAAUGUUAUUUGCAUCCUCUGGUGAUACAGUAGACGAUGUCGUACAGGCUUACCGUUCACAUUCAGCAGUGCCCAUUCAAAAUGGCUACACACUGCUGUGAAAGUAGCUCUUCCGUGAGGCACAGUUGAAGGCACUGAAGAAAGCAACAUUGGUAAAGAAACUUUACGGCAGUACAACCAAGUUAUGCCGGGUAGCCAGCUGAUUAUUAGUCUCUCCCCACCCCAUACCUUCAUGGACUCAAAGUACACUGAAUAUUGGGGAAACAUUCAGUUGCAUUUCAGCACCACAGCCUCUGUUAAGAUUGUAGUUUACUGCAAAUGUUGGUUUAAACUUUUUUUGAACACUUGUCCAGUGAAUGAAUUACUCUUGAAUCUUGCCUAUAUCUUAAACAGCCAUUUUCAAUGCAAGGUUUUGCAAUUAAAAAUUAUUUCUUUAUAGUGAA
This is a messenger RNA of Eublepharis macularius, 4206 nucleotides long. It is a transcript of the gene KANSL1L, whose product is annotated as KAT8 regulatory NSL complex subunit 1 like. The coding region runs from base 22 to 2943 and encodes 973 amino acids. The transcript is spliced from 15 exons. Gene Ontology annotation, cellular component: NSL complex. NCBI's taxonomy places the organism in Eukaryota, Metazoa, Chordata, Lepidosauria, Squamata, Eublepharidae. The record is from RefSeq and is a predicted model, not a curated record. Gene Ontology annotation, molecular function: histone acetyltransferase binding.